AUGGAGCCACUAGUUGCAUUGCUGCAUAUGGUGAUUGCCAUCAUGACUUUUUCUAAAACUAAUGAAACUGCCUGUACACUGCAAGGAGAGCCAGUACUUCCUGAAUUAUGGAAAGAUGGGGACAUCAUAGUUGGAGGUGUUUUCUCUUUCCAUAGCAGCUGGGAAGUCAGGCAGCUGACAUACACCUUUGUGCCACCUCCACUAAAAUGCAUCAGUCUUAAUUUCAGAGACUUCCAGUACGCACAGUCCAUGCUUUUUGCCAUCGAGGAAAUUAAUAACAGUUCCACUUUGCUACCCGGUGUCUCAUUAGGCUACAAGAUCUAUGACACAUGUGGCUCAGUAGCGGUUGGUGUUCAAGCAGCUAUGGCCCUUGCAAAUGGGCAUGAGAAAAUAUCUGUUGAAGGGCCCUGCACAAAGCAUGCUGAAGUUCAAGCCAUUUUAGGGGACACAACUUCAUCUGCUUGCAUGGCAAUAACGAAAAGUAUCGGACCAUUCAAGCUUCCAUUGAUCAGUCACUAUGCCACCUGUGAGUGUCUUAGUGACAAAAUGAAGUAUCCUUCAUUUCUUCGAACUAUUGCAAGUGACCACUACCAGAGCAGAGCACUGGCAGAACUGGUUAGACACUUUGGCUGGACCUGGGUGGGAGCCUUAAGAACAGAUGAUGAUUAUGGCAACAGUGGGAUGGCAACUUUUACUAAGGUGGCCGAACAGAUGGGAAUCUGUUUGGAAUAUUCUCUCCCAUUUUUCAGAACAUAUACUGAAGAUAAAGUAAUGAGGAUAAUUGAACAGAUUAAAAGCUCUACUUCACGAGUGAUUGUGGGAUUUCUUGCUCACUGGGACUUGGAGGUGCUACUGCAUAAAUUUGUUGAAUAUAAUAUUACUGGAUACCAGUGGGUAGGCACUGAAGCCUGGAUCUCUGAUUCAGUCAUUGCCAGCAUGGAUACACAUCACAUUCUACAAGGGGCUGUUGGUCUAGCAAUACCCAAAACAAAAGUGACAGGUCUACAAGAAUUCAUUUUAAAUAUAAAACCACUACAGUCUUCUGGUGGUGCCAUUUUUUCUGAGUUCUGGGAAGCCCUGUUUCAAUGUAAAUAUUCCAACAAGGAUAUUUCAGUCUCCAUAAAUCCAUGUACAGGCAAGGAAGAGUUGUCACAAGUGGAAAACCUAUUCACAGACAUGUCACUCAUGCCUAUUUUCAGUAAUGUGUACAAAGGAGUGUAUGCUGUUGCUCAUACACUUCAUGAACUUCUAGGCUGUAAAGACAAAUGUGCCUUAAAGAAACAGCCUGAUCCUGUAACUUUUCUGAAGCACAUUAGAAAGGUACAUUUCAAAACCAAAGAUGGUGAGGAGGUUUACUUUGAUGAGAAUGGUGAUCCAGUGGCAAAAUAUGAUAUCAUUAACUGGCAGCCAAGUACAAAACAACAUUACGAAUUUGUGACUGUUGGGUUUUAUGAUGCUUCUUUUAUGGGGAUGGAUCGUUUAGCUGUCAAUAUGUCAUCAAUUUUCUGGGCAAUUAAUUCAACAAAGGUUCCAGUGUCUGUGUGCAGUGAGAGCUGCCCCCAUGGCACUAGAAAAUCUGUAAAGAAAGGAAAACCUAUAUGCUGUUAUGACUGCAUAUCAUGCACAGAGGGGGAGAUCAGUAAUACAACAGAUUCAGUAACAUGUCUUCGGUGUCAUCAAGACUUCUGGUCAAAUCUGCAAAAGGAUCAGUGUAUUAGGAAGCAAACUGAAUUUCUGUCUUAUGAAGAGAUCAUGGGACUUUUGCUCACAACUAUUUCAGUGGCUGGUGCAUUUUUAACAAUGCUAAUUGCAGUCAUAUUUUUCAAGUACAAAAAUACACCAAUAGUGAAAGCCAACAAUUCAGAACUGAGCUUCUUGCUCCUCUUUUCACUGAUGCUGUGUUUUCUCUGUUCACUCACUUUCAUUGGUCGCCCCACUGAGUGGUCCUGUAUGUUGAGACACACAGCAUUUGGGAUCACUUUUGUUCUCUGUAUUUCCUGUGUUCUGGGGAAAACAAUAGUGGUGUUAAUGGCCUUUAAAGCUACACUUCCAGGAAGUAAUGUCAUGAAAUGGUUUGGUCCUCCUCAACAGAGACUCAGUGUUUUUGCCUUUACUCUUAUUCAAGUUUUUAUUUGUGUGCUUUGGUUAACAAUAUCACCCCCCUUUCCUUUUAAAAAUGUGAAGUAUUUUAAAGAAAAGAUCAUUCUAGAGUGUAAUGUUGGAUCAGUAUUAGGUUUUUGGGGUGUGUUAGGUUAUGUUGGAUUACUCGCUAUUCUAUGUUUCUUUUUGGCCUUCCUGGCACGAAAACUCCCUGAUAACUUUAAUGAAGCCAAAUUCAUCACAUUUAGUAUGCUCAUAUUCUGUGCAGUUUGGGUUGCUUUUAUACCAGCUUAUGUUAGUUCGCCUGGAAAAUUCACUGUAGCAGUGGAGAUUUUUGCCAUUUUAGCCUCCACUUAUGGACUUUUAUUCUGCAUAUUCAUUCCUAAAUGCUAUGUCAUUUUAUUAAAACCAGACAAGAAUUCUAAAAAACAUUUAAUAGGUAAAGGACCCCCAAGAACCUUAUAA
Danio aesculapii is the source of this 2565-nucleotide messenger RNA. RefSeq names its product extracellular calcium-sensing receptor-like. Gene Ontology annotation, cellular component: membrane. Gene Ontology annotation, biological process: G protein-coupled receptor signaling pathway. The record is from RefSeq and is a predicted model, not a curated record. Bases 1 to 2565 code for a protein of 854 amino acids. Gene Ontology annotation, molecular function: G protein-coupled receptor activity. NCBI's taxonomy places the organism in Eukaryota, Metazoa, Chordata, Actinopteri, Cypriniformes, Danionidae. The transcript is spliced from 6 exons.